Messenger RNA from Chrysemys picta bellii (western painted turtle), 1157 nucleotides. RefSeq names its product acylphosphatase-2-like. Gene Ontology annotation, molecular function: acylphosphatase activity. Lineage: Eukaryota; Metazoa; Chordata; Testudines; Emydidae. The record is from RefSeq and is a predicted model, not a curated record.
CGCUCAUUCCCGCCCAAGGGAGCCGCGGGAGCGCGCGCCGAUCAUCUGCUUCCGCGCGGGAGCGCGCGCCGACAGUCCUACGCCUCCAACAGUCUCGCAGCCCCCCGCCGCCCUCCGGUCCAGCCGUCCAGGCUCAAUUUAGUAACAGGCAGAUGGAGCUGCCUGCAGCAGAUCACAUAACACGCUGUGCUGCAAACCCUUGUUCACUCCCACCAGCUCCCAUCUGCAGCCCACCGCACUAGCCCAUGCCGUACCAUGGCUUCCUCAGGACUCUGGGCCCUGGAUUAUGAGGUCUAUGGGGACGUACAAGGUGUCUUCUUUAGAAAGUACACAGAAGACCAGGGCAAGAAGCUAGGGGUGGUCGGCUGGGUGAAGAACACCCCCUAUGGGACUGUGACUGGGCAAGUGCAAGGGCCCAAGGAGAAGAUUGAGAUCAUGGGCCGUAGAAACCUGCUUGCCCAUCCCCCAUCACCCGUGGCAGCCGGGAAGGGCAGGCGGGGCAACUUCCGUAGCAACGGCUCCGUCACCUUCAGAGAUAUGACAACCAGAGGCAGUUUCCAUAGCAACAAGUCCCCCUUCCAUCACCUUCAACAUUUGGAGACAGAGAGAGAAGUGGAACAGUUUCCAUAGAAACCAGUCUCCCCCCAUUUCCACCACCUUCAGGGCUUGAACAAAUUGGGGCUGCUUCUGUAACAGCCAGUCUGCUUCAUUCCCCCAUCCCUUUUCACGAACGAGAUAAUGGGGGAAAGGCAGGGUCCAUAGCAACUAGUCUCCCCUCUCUUUGCUUCAGGUCUUGGAAGGAGAUAAAAGAGAAGGCAGGUUCCACAUGGACUUUACAGGCUGAACCUGUUUGUGUGGGAUAAUGGCUGGGUAAAUGCCAGCUGUGUAAACAGGGAGCCAGGACUCCUGGGUUCUGUCCCUAGCUCUGGGAAAGGAGUGGUGUCUAAUGAUUAGAGCAGGGGGGCUGGGACUCCUAGGUUCUAUUCCUGGUUCUGGGAGGGAACUGGAAUGCAUUGGGAGCGGGGGAGGCUGCAACCCAGGACUCUGGGGUUCCAUCCCUGGCUCUGGGAAUGGAGUGGGAUCCAGUGGUUAAAGCAGCAGGGCUGGGAGCCAGAGCUCUCCUUAUGGAUGCUUAUGGAUGCUCUCACCCCCCACCC